CGCGGCGAUUCGUCGGAGAAUAAGGAGCUUUAAGACAGGGCGUCACACAGAAAUGGACCCCCAGGAAAGAACUCCCAGUGGAGAGGACCUCAAGAAACUUCAUAGUGGAGAAGACGUCAAGGAACGCCAUAGUGGAGAGGGGCACAAGGAGCGUCAUGGUGAAGAGGGACAAAAGGAAAUUAUUCGCAGAGGAAAGGACAACAAGGAACAUCCUAAACGACGAAAAGACCACAAGGAUCGUCAUAAGGGAGAGGGCCACAAGGAGCGUCAUGGUGGUGAGGGGCACAAGGAGCGUCAUGGUGGUGAGGGGCACAAGGAGCGUCAUGGUGGAGAGCGUCGCAAAUCAAGGCGCCGCAGUGUAGAAGAUCGUCGUGGCUCUUCUGUAGUGCGUCAUGGGGAUGAGGACCACAAGGAGCGUCAUGUUGAUGAGGACCACAAAGAGCGUCAUGGUGGAGAGCGUCGCAAAUCAAGGCGCCUCAGUGUAGAAGAUCGUCGUGGCUCUUCUGUAGUGCGUUAUGGGGAUGAGGACCACAAGGAGCGUCAUGUUGAUGAGGACCACAAAGAGCGUCAUGGUGGAGAGCGUCGCAAAUCAAGGCGCCUCAGUGUAGCAGAUCGUCGUGGCUCUUCUGUAGUGCGUCAUGGGGAUGAGGACCACAAGGAGCGUCAUGUUGAUGAGGACCACAAAGAGCGUCAUGGUGGAGAGCGUCGCAAAUCAAGGCGCCUCAGUGUAGAAGAUCGUCGUGGCUCUUCUGUAGUGCGUCAUGGGGAUGAGGACCACAAAGAGCGUCAUGGUGGAGAGCGUCGCAAAUCAAGGCGCCGCAGUGUAGCAGAUCGUCGUGGCUCUUCUGAAGGGCGCCCCCAGAUCAAGAGACAUGAAUCACAGUCUUACCAAGACGUCGACGACACGCAGCUGGCCAAAAACCUCAGAAAACAGGUUUCUUUCACCGGACUGCCCGUCGCCGAGGCAAAUUUGAAAGCGAAAGCGGAAAAGGGCGAUAAAAAGACGAAGAAGAAACGUGGAAAGGGCGACAGAAGCAAGGAACGUGACGGCAAGGCUUCCGUGUACGACGUCAGUGCGGAUGAGCCAACAAGUAAAGGAACCUCCAUCGAGGACCUUGUCAGUGAAAACCCUAGCGUGAACAACAACGCCAGGAAAUGCAAAAUUAUGGGUGUGAUUGGGGAGAAUGAACCGGUCAAAGUCAAAGGUCAAUGGACUUUUAGAUCGUUCUCAUCUCGGCCACGUGAUGAAAAAGGUUUUCAAGGUAACGAGACUGCGCGUGCUGCAAACUUUACAAAAAAUUGCACGCCAUGUGAGCCAUACAAUCACACUUUACAACUAGCACGUCACGACACACUGGCACACGUCGAGACACUCUGGCACACAUCACGACACACUGGUACACAUCAUGACACACUGGCACACGUCACGACACACUGGCACGUAUCACUUCACACUAGCACACACAUGACGACACUAAUACGACACCACCACACACUAGUACACAUCACGACACACUGGCACGUAUCUCGACACACUAAAACACAUCACCACAUACUAACGCACACGUGACGAUAAAGCACUCACCACGAUUCACUACAGGACUCACCACCACUCCCGAUCUUAUGUAGUACACCGUUGAAGUGAUGUUAUUGUCUGUGAUGUUAUUGAAUUCAGUGAUGUUGUUGGAUGAUGUUGUUGAGUGAUGUUAUUGUCUGUGAUGUUAUUGAAUUCAGUGAUGUUGUUGGGUGAUGUUGUUGAGUGAUGUUGUUGUCUGUGAUGUUGUUGAAUACAGUGAUGUUUUUGUCUGUGAUGUUAUUUUAUACAGUGAUGUUAUUGUCUAUGAUGUUAUUGAAUACAGAGAUGUUGUUGAGUGAUGCUAUUGUCUGUGAUGUUAUUUAAUACAGUGAUGUUAUGGUCUGUGAUGUUAUUUAAUACAGUGAUGUUCUUGUCUGUGAUGUUAUGCAAUACAUUGAUGAUUUUGUCAGAGAUUCUAUUUAAUAUUGAUGUUUUUGCUCUUCAUUUCUGGCAGAUAUUGAGUUCCUAGAUAACUUUAGAGACGCUUCGUUUUCCGAAGACGAUAUCUCAUUCUCGACUCCCCAGUAUUAUCCUACAGAACAGUCGCCUUGUCAAAGGGGGCGGAGCCGGGCUGAACUUGUGCCAGAAAACGUCUCGAGGCGCAGCCAAGAUUUCCCAGCGAUUCCACCGUCCACUAGGCCACAUUUGGGGCGCAGAGCAAAGACUUGUCCUGGACUGUCACGCAGGACAGGACACAGAAUCGACCAGCGUUGCAGAAGCUUGAGUCUACGUUCUGGCACUUUGCGAUAAUGAUGAACAUACAGGAACUUUGGGAAAAUCAGUUCUCAAUCUGACAAAUCAAGUCAAGUCUCUCAGUCAUGACUUUAAAGACACACAAUAAACAACAACAACACCAAAAAGAAACAACAAACAAAUUACAAGAAAAAUGAUUUGAAUUACAUUUACUUUAGGAUUUUCCCAUUAACUAAGUCAUUACAGGUCACUCAAAUAACACAUACUUCACUUGUGUACUUUGUGCCCAGUUUUACUCGUCUUGCUUUGUUCGCUGAUAGAAGCAUUAGGUUGCCACGCCCCC
Molecule: messenger RNA, 2612 nt
Organism: Lymnaea stagnalis (great pond snail)
Lineage: Eukaryota; Metazoa; Mollusca; Gastropoda; Lymnaeidae
Source: the annotation of a GenBank genome assembly